CUCACCUACACAGACUCAGAGACCCAAAGCAAUUCAAAUCCACCCUUCUCACUCUCUCUCUCUCUCUCUUCUUCUUCUUCUUCUGCUUCUGCUCUCAGAUCUAGGUUUUAGGCCGCGGAGACCAAAGAUGAUGCAGCUCCUGUACACGGUGAUCUUCAGCCAAAUGGCGCUGAUUCUGACGCUGCUGUUCAAGUCGCCUCUGAGAAAGCUGGUGAUUCUGGGCCUGGACAAGCUCAAGCGGGGCAAAGGCCCAAUCGUGGUCAAAACUGUGGGCGGUACUGUGGCCGCUGUGCUCUUCGCCAACGUCUACAAUCUCAAUGAGAUCAAGAACCGAACCAACGAGUCCGGCAUGCUCAACCCUACCGACGAUGUCCUCAUGUCCAUGAAAAUGCUCGAGAUUUCUCUCAUGGGGUUUUUUCUGUUCCUUUCACUGAUGAUUGAUAGAUUGCACCAUUACAUAAGAGAACUUCGAUUUCUGAGGAAGGCCAUGGAGGCUGCAAAGAAACAAAACCAAACUACUCAAGAGGAGAAAAAUGGGGGCCACAAGACCUUGGUACAAGAGAAUGACACAUUGAGGGCAAAAGUUAAGAAUCUGGAAUCUGAAUAUGAGACCACAGAAAAGAAGGCAAAGGUAGCAGCAGCUGAGGUAGAGGCCCUAAGGAAGCAAUCUGAGGGACUCCUCCUGGAAUAUGAUCGCUUGCUGGCAGAGAACCAAAAUCUUCGGGACCAGUUGAAAUCAAUUGAUCAGAGCAUAUCACACUCUGAUGACAAAAAAAGGACGUAAGACGGUGGUUAAACUGUAAUUGUCAAACAUCUUUUGUCAAUAUCUACCUCUAUGAGGGUACUGUAGAUCUGGAUUGAGGCAGAAAGGAAACUGAGCGCACUUACCCAAUAGGGACCAAUAUGGAUAUAUAAUGGGUUGCCAAUGGUAGUCAAUGAUGCAACAAUGUAGUUAAUUUUCAGUUUUAUCGGAUAAAGAUUUCUCAGAGUAGUAGUUAUACUUCUGCAUAA
Molecule: messenger RNA, 1011 nt
Organism: Rosa rugosa (rugosa rose)
Lineage: Eukaryota; Viridiplantae; Streptophyta; Magnoliopsida; Rosales; Rosaceae
Exons: 2
Coding region: 128-784 (218 amino acids)
Biological process (GO): endoplasmic reticulum to Golgi vesicle-mediated transport; intracellular protein transport
Cellular component (GO): endoplasmic reticulum membrane; endoplasmic reticulum
Source: RefSeq, a predicted model, not a curated record